Xylaria bambusicola is the source of this 2629-nucleotide messenger RNA. RefSeq lists its product as uncharacterized. Lineage: Eukaryota; Fungi; Ascomycota; Sordariomycetes; Xylariales; Xylariaceae. Bases 591 to 2486 code for a protein of 631 amino acids. The transcript is spliced from 3 exons. The record is from RefSeq and is a predicted model, not a curated record.
ACUUCCCGCGCAAUGGCGAUGCAGAAUCUGAGAUUCAGGGGAUCUUACACCCUGCCUCAGCUCGGUCACGAAUGCUACGCUCUACACCAGCCAGGCCAACCAUAUUCAUGUUCUGAACCAGGUUUAUCCGACCCCACCUCUUGGGACUAGAACAAGUGAUGCCACCCUCGUCAUUGAAGCGAUGUACAGUGAGGAAUCAAAAGAUCAGACGAUUCCUUCGUGUGUAACAUUUCCCUCAUUCCGCCAGCUUUCCUCGGCAGUCGACUAAAUGAUGUGUGUGUGGUGGCGGUGUUACUGCACUAGAUGUAGAAGGUGCAGUUAGCUAUGUCGACACAAUCCGAUGAACAUAUUCAAAGACGCUCUGUGCUUUGCCGUGUGAAGCUCGAUUCUGGCUUUACACCUAGGCUUUCUCCUCAACUCUGCGGUGAUGUACUUUUCGCAAGCUUAGAGCUCGUGCAAUGACGACAAAGUCCGUGUACCGCAAAUGCAGCAAAGUCAACCAUUAUUCCUUAUUGGCUAUCCCGCAAGUUCUCUGGAUAUAUUAGCACAUUCAUGGCAGACUGAGCAGACGCAUCGGUACAAGACGCAGAAUGAUCAUCACCAAACGGGUCCUCCCUUUAGUCUUGGUGGCAAUUCCAGUUCUAAGCCUGAAUUCUAGCUUCAAACUUCACGCUGUCAUUGAGGAUACUAAGGUACAUAACGGCAUGAAGGGCGUUGGCCACAAUCAAUUUAUGGGAAAGGCCGCGGUUACGACAAAUUCAUUGCCUCCUUUGAUAACACCAGAACCUACUCUGAAAAUCACAAAAUUAGCCCAGCAUAAUCGUAUCCGAGAGGCUUUGCCACCUCCUCCCCCUCCACCGGGCGGCAACAACGGGUUUUCAGCCAGCUUGUCGUCUCAAAUAUCAUCUAGUUUGUCGACCCAAUUGUCUUCCAGCUUAUCGACUCAAUUAUCGUCCAGCCUAUCAGCUCAAUCCUCAUCUAGCUUGUCGGCUGCGAUAUCAAGCGCUUCGCAAAGUGCCCAAAGUGCGAUUGAUGCCGCCAAGUCCAGUGCUUCGCAAAGCGCGCAGAGUGCCAUUGAAUCCGCACAGGCCAGUGCUUCUUCUGUGGUGAGUAGUGUUCUAUCUGCUACGACAGGUACGUCUCUUACGACAAGUACGUCUCUCACGGCAAGUACGACUACUACGGAAAGUUCGACUGCUACGAGAAGUACGACCUCUACCCUGGCGAGCACUUUAUCCACCGUAAGGAGUACAUCACAAGUCGCAGAGUAUACCUCUCCUAUUGGCUAUACCUUGAGUCCAGAGUCUGGCGGCUUAAAUCUUAGUGGGGGUCAGUUGGCAGGCAUCAUAGUAGGCGUGUUUCUGGUGUCGUCUUUUUCGUCUAUCUUGGCUACAUACUUUUUGCUUCGUUAUAGACGAAAACGAGCCGUGAUCAAUAGUACUCCUGGCCCGUCAGAUAAGGCCAGAAGACAGUGGCCGUGGCCAUCAUUUCGCAGGAUCCGAGGUGAUGCAGGCUCAACAAAUCAUCCCGCAAAUUUAUCACUUGGCCACUAUCAGUUCCGCAACGGAUUUCGUUCCAUGUUGAGACCAGAGAUACGGUGCCCAACCCGCGAGAAGUCUCCCGUCAGCGAAGUUCCCUUACCGUCUCCAUUGGGUCCUGGUUCACCAAACGACCAAAUUCUUCCCGUCUCUCCUAUGUCAGAGAGACAGCUCGGUGGCUCCAGUCGCGAGCGGCCGCUCAGUGUACGGUUUCCAUUUCUCGGAAACAGCACGCGCAGACGCUCUAGCUCUGAAAUUAGUGAUGAAACGCCCAUCAAAUUCAUGAUUUCAAGAAAUAGGACUCAAUCUGGGACUCAGCAGAUGCACCUUGUCCGUGUAGGCAGAAAAGAAAUCGCCGCUAGGCAGUUGCCCAACUUGCGGACAACAGCUAUGCUCCCAUCGCAAAAUAGAGCACCGGAUCGUGCAAUAUCGAGCCUACCAUCUCCUCCCAGUAUCCCGUUGCGUUUCAGCAGUCUGAAUGCUUACAACGCUCCUGGCCCGCAAGGUCCAGCCAGCUCUGUUGGCGACGAUGCGACUUUCCUUCUUACCACAGACGAUGAGUCGGCAGACCCCAUCCCUGAGCCCGCGCAUAGCCUAGCCAGGUCCGGGUCUUCACAAUUCAGCAUAAUCAAUCAAGAUCUCACCCAAUUUGACCCAGGUGGCGGUCUCGGCCAGCAGCAGCAGCAGCAGCCUAUAUCUCGGUUCUCAGUGUCAACCGUGCCGCCACCAUCCUUGGAUCACUCGGGCUCAUCGAGCUCACCUGUCGCAGAUCAACAACAGCACCCAGAAUUGAUGACAGCGCUGCGCCCAGUGCCCCCGAGCCCCUCACAGCUACGGGCUCCCGUCCCGAGGCGACUUCACCUGGUGCCCAACAUCGGCCUCGCUACGUCGUUUUACGGGGGCGAGUCUUCAGACCCUGAGACACAUAGUUCAGAAAAUGGACGAUGAUAAAGAGGGAUAUUUUAAAUGUAUAUAGUUAUGCAGAUUGUAUAGCAUGAAGGUCGCAUUCGUUUAUGAUACCAAUCUUCAAUAUACCCACUAUGAAUCAAAGCCCGUUUCCAUACUUUGUGUAACACAGCUCACGAGCUUUU